CUGAAGCACAGCAACUUCCAUCCGCCUCUUCGAGUUACACACAUGUCUCCCGUCCUUCUCUUUGGUAUCCUGCCAGCCGCCAAUGAAAAGGCUCGCGACGAGAUAAUAGCUGGUCUGGGAAAGAUUGCGGAGUACGCCAAAGAGCACGACCCAGAAACCACAAAGCACGCCACGCACGUCUCUGUUGAUCCUUCUGAUCCGCUGACUGUCGUCGCCAUCGAGGAGUACACCAGCCAGGCCGUGUGCGACGCGCACAACGCCUGGCCGCCCGUGCUCGAGUUUCUGGAAGCUUGGAAAGCCGACCCGGGAAGGUUGUCGGGUCCGCCCAAGAUCUGGCAUUCCAACCACGCCGUGGCAAGCUUCACUAGAGAUGCACUCGUCGAGGCUGAAAACCCGUUCGUUGUCCUCGCUACGCUGCAGUACAACAGCGAGGAGGAGAUGAACGACGCUCUAAGUGGGUGGGGCCCCGCCGUGAGCGCGACGGAGACAAGCGAGCAGGGGACAUUGUCGUACGCCAUCGGCCGCGACGUCGAGGUGCAAAAUCGAUUGACCUUUGUGGAGGUGUACGAGGACAAGAAGUAUCUGGAGGACGUUCACAUGCAGUCGGACAUUUUGAAGAAGCAGAUGGAGGCUGAGAAGCAGCGGGCACCGAAAAUGGAGAUCUACAUGCUCAAAAAGGUCGCUGGGUAUCUGCGCAAAUAGGUUGUUUUCUUCAGAAAAAUUUGGUCCUGGUUCACGUGUCGACAUAUUCCUGCACUACGUCGACUACUUCGCGGACUUCCUCCAGCGCCUCUUUUUCGUACAGAAGGCCUUCGAGUGCAGAUUUGGGACUAAACCACCUUGCACUCAAAACGAAAGCAAGAACUACGACCAGCAGAGCAGAAAUACCUACUAUGGCUCGUAGCGCAAUCAUAUUCUCCCUUACCGUCUUCCCG
Molecule: messenger RNA, 935 nt
Organism: Verruconis gallopava
Lineage: Eukaryota; Fungi; Ascomycota; Dothideomycetes; Venturiales; Sympoventuriaceae
Exons: 2
Coding region: 43-702 (219 amino acids)
Source: RefSeq, a predicted model, not a curated record